Messenger RNA from Bufo bufo (common toad), 3321 nucleotides. It is a transcript of the gene SLC35F1, whose product is annotated as solute carrier family 35 member F1. The transcript is spliced from 8 exons. Bases 257 to 1432 code for a protein of 391 amino acids. The record is from RefSeq and is a predicted model, not a curated record. Gene Ontology annotation, molecular function: transmembrane transporter activity. Gene Ontology annotation, cellular component: membrane. Gene Ontology annotation, biological process: transmembrane transport. NCBI's taxonomy places the organism in Eukaryota, Metazoa, Chordata, Amphibia, Anura, Bufonidae.
CACAGGCUGCACAGAUCAUCUCUGAGAAGAGUUAGAAGACCGAUCACCUGCAGAGCUGGAGCGCUCCUAUCCAACCAUCACCCCCAUCAUCUGCACCUCCUCAGGCGUCUAUGACUGAUCUAGAGAUCCCCGUGUGACUUGUCCUGCUGGCUCCUCGAAACCUGUGGCUGCUGCGAUCCCUGGUGCCCACACCUCCUUCAGCAGGUCUCAGUGUGUUGCCAGAAGAUGCGCCCUGCCCUCUGAGACUGGAACCGCGAUGAUUCCCGAGCAGGCAAACCAUGUUGUGUCCACCAUCGAGAACCUACCGGCGGAGAGCAUCUCUGCCAGCCCCGGCCCUCUGCAGAGGAUGAGGAAAGUCUUUAACAGGGAAAUGCUGUUGUCUAUAGCCCUGGGUCAGGUGUUAUCUCUGCUUCUAUGUGGCAUCCGACUCACAAGUAAAUACCUAUCAGAGGAUUUUCAUGCCAACACACCACUCUUUCAGAGUUUUCUUAACUACAUCCUUCUAUUCUUGGUCUAUACAACCACUCUGGCUGUAAGACAAGGGGAAGAAAACUUAUUGGCAAUUUUGAAAAGACGGUGGUGGAAGUAUAUGUUCUUGGGAAUUAUAGACAUAGAAGCGACAUAUUUAGUGGUGAAAGCACAUCAGUAUACCACUUUUAUUAGCAUACAGUUACUUAAUUGUUUUGUGAUCCCUGUGGUCAUAUUACUGUCCUGGUUUUUCUUACUGGUGCGAUAUAAGGUUUUACACUUCAUUGGGGCAGUUGCCUGUAUCUUAGGAAUAGGCUGCAUGGCUGGAGCUGACGUACUUAUGGGAAGACAACAAAAGGAAGAAUUUUUUCCAGGAGAUAGCAAACUAAUUGGGGAUGUCUUGGUUCUUGGUGGUGCUACUCUGUAUGGAAUUUCUAGCGUGUGCCAAGAGUAUAUUGUUCGAAAUCUCAGCCGAAUUGAAUUACUAGGCAUGAUUGGACUUUUUGGAUCUUUCUUCAGUGGAAUACAGCUAGCAAUAAUGGAGCACAAAGAGUUGCUAAAAGUACCCUGGGACUGGCAAGUAGGUUUGUUAUAUGUGGGAUUCACCGCCUGCAUGUUUGGCCUCUAUAGCUUCCUCCCUGUGGUUAUCAAAAAAACAAGCGCCACUGCCAUCAACCUCUCCACACUAACAGCAGAACUCUACACCUUCUUCUGUGGUCUCUUCUUGUUUCAUUACAAGUUUUCAGGACUUUAUCUUCUGUCCUUAUGCACAAUUCUGGUUGGACUGGUGCUGUACUUCUCCACAACAACAUAUGUGGCCCAGGAUCCAAGAGUGUACAAGCAAUUCCGCAACCCAUCAGGACCUGUAGUAGAACUGCCGUCUGGCGCACAGUUGGAGCCUUCAGUAACAUACACAAGCUUAGGCCAAGAGACAGAAGAGGAGCCACGCGUCAGAGUUGCCUAAAUCAAGCAUUUUUUUACCCACUGAGGUCUCUGUGACAUCUGUUUGUCCAUUAUCUCCGUAUUGUGCAUAGAGAAAAGGCAUUUGCCAGAUACAUUUACAUGAAGGGACUUGAAAGCAGGAGCAUGAAAAAAGGUUUUGAAAGGAUGCAAGAAAUGUCCAACACCAACAGGCGCAGGAACACCUGGAGUCAUAGAUAUGACAGCACUAUUUAUUCAUGGGUGUGUAAUCUCUUAGGGGGUAGAAAAUGUUGUGAAAGGUGAUAUUACCUCAAUGUUUACUUUUGCACAUGUCUUCAUGUGAUAUAUUGCCAAGAUUUUUAUUUUAGUACAAUUUACAUCCUGUAGUUUUCACAGAAAGCUCCCUUUCUUACACAAUCAAGUGGUUGCUUAAUUAAAACGACUUGAGUACAUUGACAUUCCUACUGGUGCACUGCCAGCGGCCUUUGCUCUUUAGCCCAGGCAAUCACCCAGAUCGUUGGUAGUAAAAUUAAUUCCCAGCAGAACUUUUAUAAUACAUUAGAGUUUGUAUGUCCUUUUUGUACCUUCCAUUUGCCAGGUAAAUAAUAUUCUAAUUUUUUCAUGCUUUAACUCUAUAUACUACAGCUUUGUCCGGUAGAACCUACUUGUUAUAGAUCUAUAUAACUGUGCUACAACUCCACUAGUGCCAUAGAUAACCACGAGUAACCUACACCAGCACAUCCUAAUAUUCUCAUUAUAUUGUGACACAAGAAUAUCACGCCAGUGGUCACUGCAAUAUAGUUCAAUCUCUCUGUGCCAAACCUUCAAAUACUUGUACUGUAAUCCAAGAACAUGAAUUGAGUAAACACUACAGAUGGUUAUGGGAAUGUUAAAAAGUCGAUAUUUCUUGUACUUUUCUAGUGCUUGGAUCAGUAUACAGUCUAUACUGAUACCGAUUCCAAUUCUCAUUUCAGACAUUUAUGGCAUAUCCACGCUGUUUCUCUAACUCACAUAGAAGUCAUAGGGAGCUAUGCAAACAACAAAGCACUGUAGGCUACACUGCUUCUUCCAUGUGAAAUGCAGAAGCAGUGUAGCUCGCUGUGCUAUGUUGUUUCAGUAACUUACAUCCACUUCUAAGGAUGGUCUCUCUAAGGAGGUCUCAGAACCAGCAUAUCACAGUGAGCUUGGUUGUCUCCAUAACCCCAGCCACAUCUUGCAACCUGGAUGUGGUGGCCAGCGGAUCAUAGACAUUUGUGGCAUAGCUUGUAGAUUUGCCACAUAUGUCUGAUAUAAGACUACACCUUUCAGUAUCCAUUACUAGAUAUACCCUUAAAUAUAUUCCCUACUGUACCCUACCCUGUACCCUACAUGCAAUCAGUAGGUUAGAACGAAAUAGGGCACAUAUAAAAAAAAAAUAUGACUUCAGGAUCAGACUACAGUUUGUUUGUUGUCUGUUACCAUGGAAAUACAUAGGUCUGGAUACAAGCUGUAGAAAUAAAAACUAUAUAAAAUUGCUAAGACCUAUUGCAAAGUUGCUUCAUUUGCUAUUUUAUUAUAUUUAGACAAUAAAAAAUUUAGUUGUCAAGGUGUAUAACUUUUUGAGAUAUUCGUAAAGGUUACUGGAAAAUUGCCAAGGACCCAAGAAUGUUCUUGUCUUAGCAAUACAUCUAAAUAGAAACUGUAGCUAUUGAUUGACAUAAAAAUUCAGGAUAAAAAUUAUAUUAAAAUGGGAAAAUUUAUCAACAGCAGGAAACAUGUACUGACCGCUGAAACCAUGCUCAUCACUUCUCAGCAUAAAGAUAAUAGCCAUGUCACAACGAGGUGUGGGAGGGAACACCAUACCAAACACAAGAAGGGGGGGGGAGGUAUCUGGCCUAGAAGCAAUGGAGAGGAAAAGGUCACUACCUAAUGAAUCCUAACCCUAGCCCUGAC